CAGUUCCUUCAAGUGCUCUGGUGGACUUCAAUGCAAUGCCGCUACAUGUACUGCAGUAAUGACAGACGGCCUUUGGCUACGGGGUACAGAGUACCUGCACAGUACUUAUCACAUGGUAAUGUUCGUGCCGCAUACUUUUGAGGAUGCUGGGCCCCGCCAAACCUUCGUCCUGCAACGCCUUUAAAGCUGUGGCAUCCGGAGCAAACCGCUGCUUCUACACAAAACUCAAGUCAUCAACAACCAGCAAAGUUAUACGGCAAAGUCACAAGGUGUCACCCCAUAUAUCGUCUCCUACUCCACAGCUCCCACGCACUCAGCGUCUAGUUUCUCCCAGAUUUUCCAGCACCGGCGCUGUGAAAUAGGUGGUACAAUGCCGCUGACACGCAGCGCCGGCCGGCGUACUUUGGCCCAAAAGAGCAACCAGAACAGCCGGCGCAACCCAAGUCGUCAGUCCACGGCUCGCGCUUCUCGUGCUGGCACUCGUUCCAAUGCACUUCCGUCAUCGACAACCUCGGGGAGAGGGCGGCGUGUCUUCGACAGUCUUCCGGAAUCUGAUUCGGAAGCCUCCCCUUCAGAUGCAUCCGAGUCUAGCUGGACAUCUGACCAAGCCCCCGAAUCGCCCAGUCGGCGUAGGAGGAGCACUAGAAUAGCAGCCGGGCAUGGUGACAGGACAGGCAACAGAGUGCAAAGGCCCUCACGCUCGGCAAGGGUCCCCCAGAACCUUCCAUCUAGAAAGAGAGGGGACAAACCGAAGGACAAACCGAAGGGCAAAGGCCGCCCUGCCACUGCCUCCAAUUCUCCGAGCAAGCGGCGACAAAUGGCGACACAGAGCAAAGGCGAGGAUGAGACGCCACUAGUUAGCGGCCCAGAUUGGACGGACCCUCGGAUUCCUUACCAGUUCUGGGUUGAGGUGUUCUUGUAUGCCCGCGACAAUGGCGGUGCAGAUCCGCCAAACACACACUGGCUCCUUCAAGUCGCUACUAGCUGUAAGGCAUUGUCUGAGCCAGCUCUGACAGCAAUCUAUCGCUGUCCAACCAUAAGGCAUGCUUCCAAGGCGAGACGACUGGCUUCGCUGCUUGAACGCUGUCCGAUGGAAACACGGUUCAAUUACCGGAGAAAAAUAGAGUUCCUGCACAUCGAUAUUCAUAUUGUGCCACAGGGCAUCAUCUCCCAACUUGUUCGCCCCUUGACUCGCCUAAAGGAACUCAUAUUUUACACUCCCAUGGACCAGCCGCCCUAUAGGGAGCUCGAUGCGCAUAUAAGAUGGAAUUACUCAGAGGACAUCUUCCUUGCCCUUGCAUCGCCAUCUGACGACUCUCUCGCGGAACAGCCAGCCCUGAUAAGCCUCAAAAGCUGGGAGUGGAGUGGGAGACUUCUUGGCGGUUACGUUGCGAACAUCAACGAUAUUGUUCAAGUUCACCAGUCGCCGUCAUUCGCUCACCUUACGAGGCUGAGCUUUACAAAUUUUCAGGUACCUUCGCUGAGAGGCUUACAGCAGAGGUCCGAGAAUGACGAAGACGAUCUGCAGAGCACCCUCGAAGACAACGCCGCUAUUGAUGCCAUGGCGGAUGCCAUUGCGCAGCUCAAAUAUCUUAAGCAUCUCGUUUUCGAAUCUUCUACUAUCAUGACAGACCGGCUGCUUCCCCUCCUACCCAAAGAUCUCACUCACUUGGAGCUUAUCAACUGCUGGGAAAUCAAAUCCGAAGACCUUGCCGCGUUUCUCCUCACUCAUGGCAAUGGCCUCCGCGCUCUUACUCUGCUGCACAACCAGUCUUUGAAUCUUGCCUUCCUGCCAAUUUUGGAAGAAGCUUGCCCUAAUUUGAGAGAGUUGCGCAUGAACAUGUCGUAUUUUCGGCACCAUGAUUCUUUGAAUGAUGCCGAUCCAAUGUACGAUUUUGUUCUCCUCCCAUAUCAGGUGCCCACAUGGCCCGCUAGCAUUCGCCUCAUCGAUAUCGAACAUAUUCGAAACUGGACUGUCGAAACAGCAAAAAUGUUCAUUCAGUCGCUCGUUGAUAAUGCUGGAAAUAUGCAGAAUCUGCGCCACCUUGUCAUUAAAACUAUGCUUGACAUCCCAUGGCAGGCCCGUGCUACUUUGAGAUCUAACAUAAGACCCAUGGUUGAACGCGUAUUCCUCCGGAAGGUUGAGUCACCGCAGGUUGACACGACGAUCCAGCAAACAGACGGCACUCACGAACCUACCAGGUCACGCAAGAGGAAGCGAACUCCUUCUUCAACCUCUCCGUUUCGCAGGAGUGGUAGGAUUGAAGCACACCCCCAUGACUCGCCCCGCCGUUCGAGAAGAGACAACAAAUCGCAGCGAGGCCAGCUCGGAAAGUCAAUGUACAGGGUGCCUGACACCGAUGAAGAUGAGAGUGGUAUCUCAGAGGAGGAGUCGGACAGUGAGGUCUCUAAUGUUCAGCGGAGCCCAGCUGCUGAUGAGCCAUCGAUUCAGGGGCUCUGCAAUACUGUCAAUAUCGUAUUUGACAAUCAGAAAGUGAGGGAGCUGCAAUACAGCAUGGAAGAUUUCCUGGCUGAUGACGACGAGUCUUCGGGCGAGGAGUGGGAUGGAGAUGAUGACCAAUACGAUGACAAUACCAUUGCAUUUUAGAGAUACCAAUUUACUUCCAUUUACCCAAAGGUUUCUCUGAAAAGGGGAACCUUUCCAACUUCCC
Molecule: messenger RNA, 2672 nt
Organism: Trichoderma virens Gv29-8
Lineage: Eukaryota; Fungi; Ascomycota; Sordariomycetes; Hypocreales; Hypocreaceae
Exons: 1
Coding region: 371-2608 (745 amino acids)
Source: RefSeq, a predicted model, not a curated record